Messenger RNA from Vicia villosa (hairy vetch), 1634 nucleotides. RefSeq lists its product as uncharacterized. NCBI's taxonomy places the organism in Eukaryota, Viridiplantae, Streptophyta, Magnoliopsida, Fabales, Fabaceae. The record is from RefSeq and is a predicted model, not a curated record. Gene Ontology annotation, cellular component: membrane; GPI-anchor transamidase complex. Bases 128 to 1561 code for a protein of 477 amino acids. The transcript is spliced from 14 exons. Gene Ontology annotation, biological process: protein localization to cell surface; attachment of GPI anchor to protein.
AAUUGAAAUGAAACGACUGCAAUUGAAGCCGUUUCAUAGGUGGGGUAGUCCAGUAUCGUCUUCCUCGUGAAAAAUACACAGAAAGCGACUUGCUUAGUUUGGAAGUUCCGAUCCGAGUAGCAUUCAAAUGUCAACGAAAACUGAAGCAACGGUGAAGACGAAGAAGCUUCAAUGGUUCUGGACUUGGGUGAUCGGUUCCGUCAUAUUGAGACUUAUUCUCAUUUACUUCCCCAAAAACCUUAACCUCUCUUCUCGCCCCGAAGUUUCCACCCCUCUCACCAGCAUUCGUCGCCUUGCGGAGGGUUACUGGUUGAAGCAAUCAUCAAUGUCACCCUAUGCAGGAUCAAUGUACCAUGGUUCCCCUUUGUUGUUGACUCUUCUUGGACCACUAACUGUUACAAAGAUUGAAGGACAACCUGAUCAUCUUUUAUGCAGUUUGGUUUUUAUGAUGGCAGAUGUUGUCACUGCAAUGCUCAUUUGUGCUGCUGGUAAAAAACUUCAGGUGGCAUACGGUUCAAGUUUACAAUCUGUUGGCCUUCAUCAAUUAUCAGAGGAUUCAGAUGUUCUUCCUUCAGGGGACUUUGCUGCUCUUGUAUACUUGUGGAAUCCUUUUACGAUUGUUGCAUGUGUUGGUCUAUCAACUUCUGUAAUUGAGAACUUGAUGGUUGUGUUAACCCUUUAUGGAGCAUGCGCACGGGUAGCUCCGCUGGCUGCUUUUGGGUGGGUCAUAGCUACUCAUUUGUCUCUGUACCCGGCAAUCCUUAUUAUCCCAGUAUUACUGUUGUUUGGUUAUGGCCUUGAUGCUCCCCCCAGGAAAUUAUUCCUGCAAAGAAAAAAUCUUGAAGUUGAUGAUUCCAACUCAAGCGAUAGAAAUUUUUUAGAAGAUGAAUUGGUAAACGAGAAAGGGAUGCUUAAAGUAUUCUCAUGGAGGCCAGUUGUGCUUUUUUUGUUCUGGACUUUGCUGUGGUCAUCCUACGUCUUAAUCCUCUGUGGCAUCUAUGUCCAACAGCAUGGUGGUCUACAGGAGAUGUUUAAAAGAUCCUAUGGCUUCAUUCUUACCAUACAAGAUUUGUCUCCAAACAUUGGAGUUUUUUGGUACUUCUUCGCAGAAGUUUUUGACUUCUUCAGAAGUUUCUUCCUUAUAGUAUUCGAUGGGAAUAUUCUAUUGUUGAUAGUGCCAUUAGCCAUACGUCUUAAUCACCGGCCUUGCUUUCUAGCUUUUGUAUACAUUGUGCUUUCUUCCAUCCUGAAGUCUUAUCCUUCUGUUGGUGAUUCUGCUCUAUACUUGGGUUUACUGGGCUUAUUUGCUUAUGAACUCAAAGAUAUGCAGUAUACAUUCUUCCUGUUUUCUGGUUAUGUUGGAGUUUCACUUUUUAGCCCUGUGAUGCACAACUUAUGGAUAUGGAGGGGUACCGGCAAUGCAAACUUUUACUUUGCUACUGCAAUUGGUUAUGCUUUCUUACAGAUCAUUCUGGUAAUUGAAAGUGUUAGCGCCAUGCUUAAUCAUGACAGAAUGCUUACAAAGUUAUCUACCGCAAAGCUUCAAAAUGUCAAAUCUUGAGAGCUUCUUUUGGAGUAUGAUUUCAAUGCAUCCAAAAUUUUUGUGGUGUCCCCGAGUUCACUUAAUCUUGAUC